Molecule: messenger RNA, 2919 nt
Organism: Dichomitus squalens LYAD-421 SS1
Lineage: Eukaryota; Fungi; Basidiomycota; Agaricomycetes; Polyporales; Polyporaceae
Exons: 4
Coding region: 1-2919 (972 amino acids)
Biological process (GO): protein phosphorylation
Molecular function (GO): protein kinase activity
Source: RefSeq, a predicted model, not a curated record
AUGAGCGGCAUACAAUCUACCCCUGUGGUUCUCAGAGCCUCUAACAAUCCUGUCAACCUACAAGGCACCCGCAUCGGCGACCCUGACGUGCUCGAAGGAUGGAAGAAGGAGCUUAGAGGCAAGCUCAACCUCUCAGAAGAUACGGGGAGCGAAUUUCUGGAAACAUACGUUCCUUCAAGCACUCCGUGCACUUGCGCGGAUGUCAGUGGCAAGGAGUUCGACGACUUCAAACCUGUCAAGGGUGGUGAAGUCGAAACGUAUGCUUCCUUCAUCGAAGGUCUCAAUGCGCUCGUUGCUUCAUUCCCUGACCAGAAGAAGCUGUCGUUCUUCGACUGUCAUACCCAAUUUCAGCGGUUCCCCUACGCCGAUUUCUCCUCCAACCAUCACAAGUCCUAUCCGGACAUUGCUGUCUCUUUUCCUGGUCAGAUCCUGGACGCCGAGACCUCACAUCUCGACUGGUCACGGUUUUCCAUGAUCGUCGAACUGAAAGCCGAGAAUGAGGAUCCAUUCCGCGGCAAGGGGCUCAAGUACUGCAAGACCCUUGUCCAGCUCGCUGUAAAUGCUCGAAAUCUCCUGCAUGCUCACAGCCUCCUUGCUGCCUUUGUCGUUGGUGUUUACGGCGACACAGUGCGCAUUGCUCGCUUCGACCACGCCGGUGCUAUUUUCUCCCAACCCCUGUCGCUGGGUGAGGUCGACGACCUCCGCAUCAUCCAACGGUUUUUCUGGAAUUUUGCCCACCCCAACGACGGCGAAACCGUGGUGGGCUGCGACCCGACCGUUCGCAGGCUGACGCCUGAUGACGAGGAAUGGCUUAAGCAUCGGUUGGAGCUCGCCGGGGUGAGCAGUGAGGGGCUCUUGUCCUCCGAAGCCCGUCGGGCCGAGGUCUUCAAUGACGAUGUGUCAGGGAAUGCGGGUGUGUCCGCUGCAUACAUCCUCUUCAAGGCGCUCGACGUCAACGGCCGUCUGUUCUCUCGAGCGACCACCGUGUGGCUGGGAAUCCGUGACACCCGUAGCUUGGUCAACGGUCGCCUCGUUGACCUAUUUGUGGACAGGAUUCCGGCGGAAGACCUGAAGGUGCGGAUUGUCAAAGACGCGUGGCGACAAGUCGUUCGACGUUCGGAGAAGGAUUUCUAUGCACGCCUGUCAAGGGUACCUUCGACUGAGCACGUGGGGGUCCCUAGUCUUGUCUUCGGUGGGGAUCUGGGAGAGCGUGAGGUGCGUCAAUGGGAGUCACAUCUGUACGGGGCCCCAGUACCAGACCACCAGAGUCGCUUGUCGGGGCCUGUAUCAAAUAUCGCCUCAUCAUCCAUACCUCCGCCAUCCCUCUCCCCUCGGUUGGCCUGCGAUCAAUUUCCUGCGCACCGUCCGAUGCAGCAGACGUUCACUUGGCGUCAAUCUCGGGGGUCUGAGUAUUGGCAUCGCGAACGAAGCCAUAUGCGCUUCGUGGUCGACAAAGUUGGACGACCUCUGAUCAAGUUCCGGAACACUCGGGAGAUGACAGCUGCCAUUCGGGAUGCGAUUCGGGGACAUCGUGUUGCUAUGACCCGCGCGGGCAUCCUCCACCGGGAUGUGAGCGUCAACAACAUACUCAUUGUCGACGACCCGGCAGAACAAGAUUCAUUCAUAGGUUUCAUCCAUGAUUUCGAUUAUUCCUCUAUGAGUCGCGAGUUCCCAGCUGCCAACAUCGCUUCCCUAUCCGCGGCGGCAUUGUCCGAGCUUUUGCUUGGUGAUGACGAUGGUGGUGAGCUCAAGGAAAGAACGGGAACGUUCUACUUCAUGGCUAUCCAGCUCCUGGGCGAUGAAGGCGAUAUCCAUGGGCUUCACCACGACUUGCAGUCGUUCUACUGGGUCAUCCUCUGGGUCGUCCUUCGCCACACAGAUCACACUCAUCCCAAGGGUGACGAAGCUUGCCCACACAUCUUCGAUCCCGGCGAGCGGGCUUCCCUUGCCGCGAAAUACAGCUGGCUCUCUGGACGCCUCCGCAAGGAUCUCCGCGUACGCGAUAACGUCCCCUUGACCGUUCUCCUGAAGGAAUUUGGAGAUUUAUGUGUCCAGAAGUUGUUGUCGGACGACCAGCCGCUCGACUACGAUGAGGUACUUGCGAUCUUCGACAAAGUACUAGAUUCGGACGGGUAUCGGAAUCUAUGGCCCGCGAAGGAUGCGCCCAAGGCCUACAAGCUUCCAGACACUCGCAUCAAGGACGAACUCUCCUCAGGGCAGCGCCGUGCGCAUCAGCGCCAUGGGGCCUCUAAACGGAAACGGGAGGGUGAGAAGGCCCGUAGGACCGGAAGCGAUUCAGAAACCGACAUGGAUGAUGAAACCAAGGAUUUCGAGCCCUAUGAUGAGAUCUCGGAGGAUCGCAGGGUCCGCAUGCAUGGCCGCAAAGGCAACGCGAACUUCAUUGGUGCCCCCAACCCCGCCCGCUUGAUCGAGACCAACCCUUCGUUCACCCUUUGCAGCCCCACUAGAAACUACGAUGUCUCCCUAAUCGAGGCCGACCAGGUCGAGGCGAUUCUAGACUACUCCGACUCUGAAGAUCAGCCGGACGACGCCCCCGACAGUAGCCCAUUCCAAGAGGCAAAGCGUCGGAAGACAGCUGUGUCGGGGACUCGAGUCAGUGCAUCUAGCACGAAGGCUGCCACGACUUUGGUCGGCACGUCGGGGAGCACUCUAGCGAAGAGGGUCUCUAUGAGAGAGCUCCACUCGCUCGGCCACUCUGCCGUCAACGUGGAGUCCUGGCGCGGCCCAGCGAGCAACACCCGGUCCGUGGGCGGUGGUGCGGCUGGCCCGUCUCGAAUGCAGCCUGGCAGGAACGAGAGAAGCAUCCCGCAAGCGUCAAGCAACGCGAGGGCAGGUCGUGCCCGUGGUGCGCGCGGCCGUCAGCGCAGCGGGAAAGAGAAGGCGAUGCGAACUGAGUGA